AUGGGGAUCGGGGAGCACUUCGAGGGCGUGAAGCAGCACUGGGCGAGCAACUUGGCCUUCCUCGACUACUUCAAGAAGGUCUACGGCCGCGCCGAGCCCCUCCCCAAGUGGUCCGACGCCGACGUCAACGAGUUCAUCGCCUCCGACCCGGUCUACGGGCCCCAGCUCAAGGCCCUGCGGGAGUCGAGGAAGUUCGCGCUCGCCGGGGCCUUCGUCGGCGUCCUGCUGGCGACCGGGUUCGGGGCGAUCACCGGCGCCGUGCUGGGAUCCGAGGUGGCGGAGCACUGGUACCAGUUAUACAAGAUGGACAAGCAGGGGGCCAACCUUAGGUUCAUCUACUGGUGGGAGGACAAGGUCUCAGGUCUGUUCUGUCCCCCUUGUGCCAUCUUGUCCUCUCUUUCCUCAUAUGAUGAUCCAGUUCCUGUUUAG
Messenger RNA from Miscanthus lutarioriparius, 429 nucleotides. The record is from the annotation of a GenBank genome assembly. NCBI's taxonomy places the organism in Eukaryota, Viridiplantae, Streptophyta, Magnoliopsida, Poales, Poaceae.